UAUGUCUAUCCUUGUGUGGCAAUGUAGCGUGUGUGUGUGUGAGUGAGAGUGAGCGUCCUGGCUGGGCGUCCAGUGUGGCCCUGGUAAUGCUGAGACAGACGGUGAGCGGGUGGGUUUAUUUUUGGGUCAGUGACAGUGUGUCAAUGGCCGCAGAUGCGUCGGAAAGGAAGGCUCUGAGAUACAAGCAAACCCUGCUCUAUGGGGAGUACCAAGAGCAUCAGGGAGGCUCUGGCAGACGGGAGGCCACACGCCUGCUGACAGAGAGACAGAUCAAGAAACAUGGCAACCAUCCUCGCAGCCAUGGGAGGCCUCGACAUGGCCGCCGUGGCCAUGGUCAAAACGGAUUCCACAGUCGACACGGACAUCAGCACGGCUAUCACAGCAGACAAAGGAACAGGCGUCAGUUCAACAUGGAGACAGAGGCCGCUGAUGAGCAAAUGGAUGAACCCAACCUUACCUCUACAAACAAGAGACGCUCCUUUUCCAAGUGUAGAGACUGUAUAGCACGGGUCCAGCGAUUCCUUGUAACUAGGCUGGGAGAAGACUGGAUCUUUCUUGUUCUGCUGGGCAUCACAAUGGCACUGGUCAGCUGGACAAUGGACUAUGCCAGCGCAAAGAGCCUGCAAGCCUAUAAAUGGAUUCAUGGGGAGCUGAAGGGGAAUAUCCCCCUGCAGUACCUGGCCUGGGUUUCAUAUCCCCUGAUCUUCAUCCUCUUCUCCUCCCUCUUCUGUCACCUGGUCGCUCCACAAGCUAUCGGUUCUGGCAUCCCAGAGUUAAAGACCAUCCUGAGAGGUGUGGUGCUAAAAGAAUACUUAACUCUCAGGGCCUUUGUUGCUAAAGUCAUUGGCCUGACUGCUGCACUGGGCAGUGGGAUGCCUGUAGGCAAAGAGGGCCCGUUUGUCCACAUUGCCAGUAUCUGUGCUGCAGUUCUCAGCAGGUUCAUGUCCUUCUUUUCAGGAGUUUAUCAGAAUCCAUACUGUUAUACAGACAUCCUGACAGUGGGCUGUGCGGUUGGAGUGGGGUGCUGCUUUGGUACCCCACUUGGAGGUGUGCUCUUCAGUAUAGAGGUAACAUCAACAUACUUUGCUGUGAGAAACUACUGGAGAGGAUACUUUGCUGCUACUUUUAGUGCCUUCAUAUUUAGAGUGCUAUCCGUGUUCAACAAAGACGCAGUAACCAUCACUGCUCUGUUCAGGACAAACUUCCGCAUGGAUUUCCCUUUUGACCUGCAGGAGCUGCCAGCAUUUGCCAUCAUUGGGAUUUCCUGUGGGUUCCUGGGGGCAUUCUUUGUCUAUCUCAACAGACAGGUGGUGCUGUUUAUGAGGCGACCCAACGCCAUGACCCGCUUUCUGACCAAAUACCGGCUGAUCUUUCCUGCCGUGGUAACACUGGUCAUCGCCACCUUGACCUUCCCACCCGGGUUUGGACAGUUCAUGGCAGGAGAGCUGAUGCCCAGGGAGUGCAUCAACUCUCUGUUUGACAACUUUACGUGGACAAAGAUUUCGGGAUCUCCUUUUCCAGUCGGUCUGGGCCGCUCUGCCGCCUGGCUGCACCCUGAUGUCAGUGUCUUCCUCAUCCUGCUGCUCUUCUUCCUCAUGAAGUUCUGGAUGUCUGCAGUGGCCACCACCAUGCCCAUUCCCUCUGGGGCCUUUAUGCCUGUCUUCAUACUGGGAGCUGCAUUCGGCAGGCUGGUAGGAGAGAUCAUGGCCACCUUGUUUCCGCAUGGGAUUGUGUUUGAUGGCAUCCUUUACCGCAUCAUCCCUGGAGGGUACGCAGUCAUUGGAGCGGCAGCUUUGACCGGGGCUGUGACUCACACUGUAUCCACAGCGGUUAUCUGCUUUGAGCUGACAGGCCAGAUCUCCCACAUCCUCCCCAUGAUGGUGGCAGUUAUCCUGGCCAACAUGGUGGCCCAAGGCCUGCAGCCCUCCCUGUACGACUCCAUCAUACAGGUCAAGAAGCUGCCGUACCUGCCAGAGCUCGGCUUCGGACACAUGAGCCAGUACAACAUCUUUGUAGAAGACAUCAUGGUCACAAAGGUGAAGUUUAUAUCCUCUCAGUCCACAUACAGAGAAGUCAAACUCCUGCUGGACUCCUCCUCACUCAAAUCAAUCCCACUAGUCGACUCAAAAGAUUCUAUGAUCCUAUUGGGCAGUGUCGACAGGUUGGAGCUUCUGGCUCUCUGUGAUUGGUGGUUGUCGCCAGAGAGAAGACUCCUGAUGGAGGGUCAGAGCCUACAGGAGCAGAAUCAGUCUCAGAAACACAGCUGGGAGUCCUUUGCCUUCGUAGAUGAUGAGGAAGAGGAGGACGGAGAGAAGGGCAGCCCGGUGCAGGAGGAGAGGAACGGCCCCCUGCCUCCUCCAAAGCCUCAGGAGCCUUCAUUAAACCACACUGCUUCUGUUUCUGAAAAAGGUCCUCUACAGUCUGUGAGGAAAACACUCAGGAAUCUCUUCACCUCUAAGAGCAGACAGACAGAGGGACAGUCGCAGGAGCCCUGUCCUCCUCCCAUGUCAGACACAAUGACACCAGAGGAGAUCAAAGCGUGGGAAGAGGCAGAGAUGGACACACCGAUGGAAAUCGAUGAGAUACGAGUAGACCCUUCCCCUUUCCAGCUGGUUGAGAGAACAUCGUUACACAAGACUCACACUUUAUUCUCACUGCUGGGGCUAAGUCAUGCUUAUGUGACCAGUAUCGGCAAACUGGUAGGAGUAGUGGCGCUGAAAGAGCUCCAGAAGGCCAUCGAGGGCUCCACGCGCUCUGGUGUCCGGCUCCGUCCUCCGCUCGCCAGCUUCCGCGACAUCAGCAAACACAACUCUGUCCCUAAACCUCCACCUUCUUCUCCCACUGCUCCUUCCUCUCCGACCUCCACCUCCUCUCCCUCGACUCCAGCUGCUCCCGAGCCUCCUUCCCUCUCUCCCCCUCACCACCAUCAUCACCACCACCAUCAUCACCCUCAGCAUCAUUGCCAAGAGAAUGAAACGGAGGUGUGUAUCGAGGGCGUGAAGAGGGAGGUGGAGGAGUGCAGCAGCAGCAGUGUAGGAAGCGGCGGUGGCAGCAGCAGCACUGAGGCCGGCACCUCAACCAGCUACAACAGCAACCUCACUCUCCCUCCCUCCUCCACUCCUCCCCCAGUCCCUUCUUCCUCCACUCCUCCUCCUUCCUCCUCCAUCCCUCUCUCCACCCUAAGACCCCUUCAGGGACUCUUUGAGGGGGAUGAAGACAGUGAUGAUGAGCCAAUGGUUUAG
Morone saxatilis (striped sea-bass) is the source of this 3242-nucleotide messenger RNA. RefSeq names its product chloride channel protein 1-like. The record is from RefSeq and is a predicted model, not a curated record. Gene Ontology annotation, biological process: chloride transport; transmembrane transport. Gene Ontology annotation, cellular component: membrane. NCBI's taxonomy places the organism in Eukaryota, Metazoa, Chordata, Actinopteri, Moronidae. The transcript is spliced from 24 exons. Gene Ontology annotation, molecular function: voltage-gated chloride channel activity. Bases 87 to 3242 code for a protein of 1051 amino acids.